Arachis duranensis is the source of this 672-nucleotide messenger RNA. Its product is annotated as protein FAR1-RELATED SEQUENCE 5-like. The coding region runs from base 1 to 672 and encodes 223 amino acids. The transcript is spliced from 3 exons. The record is from RefSeq and is a predicted model, not a curated record. NCBI's taxonomy places the organism in Eukaryota, Viridiplantae, Streptophyta, Magnoliopsida, Fabales, Fabaceae.
AUGCCGGCGGUGAGGAAAGAUGAUGAAGACCUAAGUCCGUCCCGUUCAUUUCGGUACAGUGUUAAGGUUGUGCAGCUUCGUUUAGCCAAUGGUGAUGUAUCUAAAAAAAAGAGGGAGCACAAGGUAGUGACUCGUUGCGGGUGUCCUGUGGAGAUGCGUAUUAAGCCUAAAGGGGAUAGUGGGAGAUGGAUUGUGUCUCUUUUUGUGGAGGAACAUAACCAUGAGCUGCUGCCUAUGAAGUAUGUGGACUAUCUACCUGCACACCGUAAGAUAUCUGAUGUUGAUAUUGCACACAUGGAGAGCAUGAGGCAAGUUGGGAUAUCAAUUCCAAAGAUCUAUGAGUCCAUUGCUGCACAGGUGGGAGGUUUUAAUUUGGUUCCGUUUACAAAGCGAGAUAUGUACAAUGAGAUUAGGCGACAAAGGGCGAUGCAGAAUGGUGACGUGAAUGCUGCGUUGAGGGUUUUGGAGGGUGCGGCCCGGACGGACGAGAAAUUGUAUUGGAGGUACGAGGUUGGUGAGGGGCAGCACAUGUGCGAUCUAUUUUGGAGUGAUGGGCGAAGCCAGGAUGAUUAUAAAGUAUUUGGAGAUGUACUAGCAUUCGAUGCAACAUACGGGCGGAACAAGUACAAUCUGCCAGUAAUUGUUUUUUCUGGGGUUAAUCAUCACAACUAG